CCGGCGCUCGGCCCCCGGCGCAGGGCGGAUGGGCGGCCGCUGCGGGCCGGGCGAGGCUGUCGGCGCGCGGGGCGCUGUCCUGUCGCUCCGUGCUGCGGUCUCGUCCCGGCUGCUGCCGGCCCCGCUCCGUCCCUCCCUGCCGCAGCACGGUGUGUGUACUGAAGAUGCAGAAACCAUGUAGCAGAAAGCUCUGAGCAGUUGCGGAUUAUCAGUUCCUCCCAACAGCAGUAAAAAGUGAAGAAUGAAGGUGCCUGGAUUUAUUUCCCUAUGGACGUUGACUUCAGUCCUUUGUGGCCAGUUAGGAAAUACUGCGGAGCAUGAAGAUGUAGUAAAGCAUGCAAUCAAGCUGCAUCGUGGGAAAGGAGCUGUUGUUACUCAGCGAAAGCAGUGGGUGAUGGAGAGCUGCAGGAAACUGUCUGGUCUUCUUCGCCAGAAGAAUGUUGUUCUCAACAAAUUAAAAAACGCUAUAAGAGCGGUUGAGAAGGAUGCUGGGCUGUCAGAUGAAGAGAAACUUUUUCAGGUGCAUACCUUUGAAAUUUUCCAAAAGGAGCUAAACGAAAGUGAAAAUUCAGUCUUUCAAGCAAUCCACGGCCUCCAGAGAGCUCUACAGGGUGAUUACAAAGAUGUUGUAAAUAUGAAAGAAAGCAGUAGGCAGAGACUGGAAGCCUUGAGAGAAGCUGCAAUUAAGGAAGAAAUGGAAUACGUCGAACUCUUAGCAGCGGAGAAGCAUCAGGUUGAAGCCCUUAAGAACAUGCAGCAUCAAAACAAAAGCCUGUCAAUGCUCGAUGAAAUUCUUGAAGACGUCAGAAAGGCAGCUGAUAGACUGGAGGAAGAAAUAGAAGAGCAUGCCUUUGAUGACAACAAAUCUGUAAGAGGUGUUAACUUUGAAGCAGUUUUAAGGGUGGAAGAAGAUGAAGCCAACUCCAAAAGAAAUGCUUCAAAAAGAGAAGUAGAGGAUGACUUAGGUCUUAGUAUGCUCAUUGAUUCCCAGAACAAUCAGUAUAUCCUUACCAAGCCCAGAGAUUCAACCAUUCCUCGUGCUGAUCAUCAUUUCAUAAAGGAUAUUGUGACGAUAGGAAUGUUGUCUUUGCCAUGUGGCUGGCUAUGCACAAUGAUAGGAUUGCCAACUAUGUUUGGGUAUAUCAUCUGUGGCGUACUGCUAGGACCAUCAGGAUUAAAUAGCAUUAAGUCUAUUGUGCAGGUGGAGACAUUAGGAGAGUUUGGUGUAUUCUUCACUCUCUUUCUAGUCGGUCUGGAAUUUUCUCCUGAAAGAUUAAGAAAGGUGUGGAAAAUAUCUUUGCAAGGACCCUGCUACAUGACAGUUCUGAUGAUUGCCUUUGGUUUAUUGUGGGGACACUUGCUCCACAUCAGACCAACACAAAGCGUCUUCAUUUCCACUUGUUUGUCUUUAUCAAGCACACCAUUGGUGUCAAGAUUUCUUGCAGGUACUGUUCGAGGAGAUAAAGAAGGGGAUAUUGACUACAGUAGUGUACUACUUGGCAUGUUGGUGAUGCAGGAUGUGCAACUCGGUUUAUUUAUAGCUGUUAUGCCUACACUUAUUCAAGCAGGAGUGAGCACACGUUCCAGCAUUUUCAAGGAAAUACUGAGAAUACUGAUACUGAUUGGCCAAAUUCUCUUUUCUCUGGCUGCUGUUUUUCUUAUAUGUCUUGUUAUAAAGACUUAUCUCAUAGGACCGUAUUAUCGCAAGUUGCAUGCAGAAAGCAAAGGGAAUAAGGAAAUCCUCAUUCUAGGAAUAUCUGCAUUCAUCUUCCUAAUGUUAACGAUCACAGAGCUGUUGGAUGUUUCAAUGGAGCUGGGAUGUUUCUUAGCUGGAGCUCUGAUCUCUUCUCAGGGUCACAUGGUUACUGAGGAGAUUAUGGCCUGUAUUGAACCAAUACGUGACUUUCUUGCCAUCAUUUUCUUCGCAUCCAUAGAGUCUCUAAGAUUUCUCUUCUUGAUGCUGGAUUUUCCCGGACAUGGUGAUGACUACGUUUGGAUCUUCGCAUGCUACAAUGCAGCAGGACUUCAUGUUUUUCCCACAUUUGUAAUAUAUGAACUCACAGUGUUGCUCUUCCUUACGUUGUCUGUGGUCAUAAUGAAGUUUGUCUUGGCAGUGCUUGUCCUUUCUCUGAUUCUUCCAAAGACCAGCCAGUAUAUCAAGUGGAUUGUCUCAGCAGGACUGGCACAAGUCAGUGAAUUCUCUUUUGUUCUGGGAAGCAGAGCACGCAGAGCAGGGAUCAUAUCUCGGGAGGUCUAUCUUCUUAUUCUGAGUGUGACUACUCUAAGCCUUUUACUCGCCCCUGCCCUGUGGAGAGCUGCAAUUAUGAAAUGUGUUCCAAGGCCUGAAAGACGCUCAAGUACUUGAUAAGACUUGCACAUGAACAAGAACACAUCUUGUUGCAAAGAAUAUCUUCAUUGCUCAUUGUAUUUCUAUGCACUUGGAAAACAAGAGGUUUUCAGUAGUCCUCUUAACAUGCACUUGGUAAUAAGCCUUACACUGACCUUAAAACAAAAUUCAACACUAAAGAAUGAUUUGAUUUUUAAUUGCACGCCUCUUACAAAACUGGCUUUCUCUGACAGAUUAGAAUCUGCCAGAGUAUUUUUUUUAUCUGAUCAAUUAUGCAGAGUCUAAAUUAUUUUUUUAACUAUAGCAUCAUGCAAAUUGUGUUGAUUUUUUUUUUUUUGCCUGAAUGUGCCUUUUAAUUCUCAUCCUCCUUUUGUUACUAUUAGUUCACCAGUCAGAUCUUGUUUAAAAAGAGUGUAUUAUGGUGCCUAUGGUAUCUUCUUCCAUUAAAUGACUUGAGUCAUUUUCGCAUUUAGGAGUGAGUUCAGUAGACCAGUGUAAAUUCCAUCACAAAACAAACCUGUAAUGGUGAGUAAAAGUCUAGUCCUUUAUACAAAGAAAAAGUUUAGUUGUUAGUAUCAAACUGUUUUAAGCAGUCAAAUAUGUACUCCAAAUGAUGCAGCCAAUAUUGUAUGAUAUUUUGCUCCAAAUUCCAGCAUAUAAUGUGUUUUCUUACAGUGGUAACUUCUGUUUGUGUUAGUUCUUGCAUUUAUAUACAUACUUGAUUGAAAGUUGAUGGUGAGAAAGGGCAUAGCUUAAGUUAUGUUUGAAGACUGACAGUUGUCAUCCAUUCCUGUUCCUGGCUACCGCUACAGUAAUUGUUUACAGUUUUGUUUGUUUGUUUUAAAUCAGAAAUAAACUUAGUAGAUAUGGGUAGUCUAAUUUCAAGCAGAUGUUUAAAAAAAAAAUCACUCCAGAGGUUGGACGUUAUUUAUAAUAUUCUGCAUUUGAAAUUAUUUUGAGUAAAUUAAUUUGCACAAAACUAGAAAUGGCAGCUUGAAUAUGUAUUUGGAACUCCACAAUGUUAUACUUUGCAUUUACAUUGAAUAAAUUGUUAGUCUUUUAAAAUAUUGUGAUAUUUAAAGAAACAUUGUUUUGAAUGUGAUCUUAAAUGCAAGUGCUUUGUUCUUUAGAACAUUAUAGACAAACAGGAUGAGCCUUGUAAAAGCCUAUUCCUUAAGAAUCAUAGAGAAGGUUUAAUUCAUGGACUGUAGCCUACCCUGACAAUUUAAAAAUCAUCUUGAGGUUUAUCUGUUUAAAACAAUGCUAUUAAAAAUAUGUUAACACUUUAGGUCAGUAUUAUACUGUCAUUUGAAAUAACUUUGAUACCCACCAAACAGCUAGAAAAAUAUAUGUUACAUAGGUUUGAAUUGCCAAUUAAAAUGAAAGUCGUCCUCCCACUAGCAAAACUAACAGAGCUUUGGAUGGACUUGUGUUUUAUACUUCUUUCCUGUCCUGUAGUAGCCUCAGCUUCCUCCUGUGUUUUCUCUGUUAUCUGCUGGGUUUGUCAAAAAGUAGCUUGGGCUACCCUGGAGCAUGUACUUACCUGGCAGUGGCCAACUGAUCUAACAGCAGGGUUCAUCACACUUGAGUUCUUGGGCAUUGGAUGUAUGUCUGUAUCUCCAGGCACUGAUUUCCAUAGAAACUUACAAGAAUGCAUGGCAAUUCCACUUUUCCUUGAGUGCUUUCAAAUGUUACCGAGGAACAGUGCUGUUACAGAAGCAAAAGCUGUCCUAAAUAUAUAAAAUACUUCGAUUAUAAAAUGAGUCAUUAACAGAAGAAAUUUUUAAA
Numida meleagris (helmeted guineafowl) is the source of this 4135-nucleotide messenger RNA. RefSeq names its product transmembrane and coiled-coil domains 3 (gene SLC9D1). The record is from RefSeq and is a predicted model, not a curated record. Gene Ontology annotation, biological process: proton transmembrane transport; potassium ion transmembrane transport. The coding region runs from base 242 to 2365 and encodes 707 amino acids. Gene Ontology annotation, cellular component: membrane. NCBI's taxonomy places the organism in Eukaryota, Metazoa, Chordata, Aves, Galliformes, Numididae. Gene Ontology annotation, molecular function: potassium:proton antiporter activity. The transcript has 14 exons.